AUGGCGAAACGACAGGCAGAUGCCGACCUCGAACAAGAGCUCAGCUUGAACUCGCCCGCCUCUAAAAAACCACGUUUCGCUGAAGCCGAUUCCCGCAAUGGUCAUCUGAAUGGUCGCGAGUGGGAGCAAGAUGAACGCAAUCAACAAGACAUCCUCGCCGCUGCCGAUCUGGAAGCAGCAGAAAUGCAAGAAGCUGAACAAGAUCGACCGGAAUCUCCAGAAGCCGACGAUGACGAAGAAGAAGCACAACUCGCAGUCCCGCAACGCCAGUCGCAACCAGUCGAAGGGUACGGUGAUCUGUACCUAGACACAAUCAAUCGCGCCGUGUUAGAUUUUGACUUCGAGAAGCUUUGCUCGGUGUCGUUAUCCAACAUAAAUGUUUAUGCCUGCUUGGUAUGUGGUAAAUACUUCCAGGGGCGAGGCAAUAAGUCUCAUGCAUAUUUUCAUGCGCUGGAAAUUGGCCACCAUGUGUUUGUAAACAUGGAGACGAAGAAGGUCUACGUUCUGCCUGAGGGCUACGAAGUGAAGAGCAAAAGUUUGGAUGAUAUAAAAUAUGUCGUGGACCCGACUUUCACGAAGAAUGAUGUGUUGAAGCUUGAUAAAGAAGUCCGCGAUGCCUGGGAUCUGCUUGGGAAGAAAUACCGGCCUGGAUAUGUUGGAAUGAACAACAUCAAAGCGAACGAUUACUUGAAUGUCGUUGUUCAGGUCCUCGCACACGUCACGCCGAUUCGCAAUUUUUUCCUCCUUCAAAACUUCCCGGUCCCAGGAUCCCCUCAACUAUCCGUCAGAUUCAGCACUUUGGUGCGCAAAUUAUGGAAUCCCAAGGCAUUCAAGUCACACGUAUCACCUCACGAACUGCUCCAAGAAAUCGCUCUGCGUUCUUCGAAGCGGUUUACCCUCACCCAUCAGUCAGACCCCGUUGAGUUCCUUUCAUGGUUCUUGAACAAUCUCCAUCUCACUCUCGGCGGGUCCAAAAAGCCGUCAAAAGCACCAACAAGCGUCAUUCAACAAGCCUUUCAAGGGCAUUUGCGAAUUGAAAGUCAGGCUAUCACGGCGCAUUCCGAUACCACAAACUCUCGAUUAGUUUUUGCCGAAUCAAGUGAAACAAACACACAAACAUCUCCCUUUUUAAUCCUUACCCUCGACCUCCCACCUACACCUCUGUUUCAAUCUGCAAACAGAGAGUCUAUCAUCCCUCAGAUCCCGUUGACGACACUCCUCAACAAGUACAACGGUAUAACCGCAUCUGAGAAACUCUCUCAUCGUGUCCGUCAUCGACUCCUACACCCUCUCCCCCCAUAUCUCCUCUUCCACAUCAAACGCUUUAGCAAGAAUAAAUUCGUGUCCGAGCGAAACCCAACCAUUGUCACAUUCCCCUCCCCACGAUCACUGGAUAUGUCACCAUAUGUCGAGCCAAACCCCCAACUCUGGCCCCCCGGUGAACCAAUCAUAUACGACCUCGUCUCAAAUAUCAUCUUAGACGCAAACGCGCCAACCCCCGGGGCCGGGGAGGAUACCUCUGCUGCAGCAGAUAAAGGUCUCGCAGCCGCCGGUGGUGCAGGAAACAAGAACGCCUCUUCUGCAGCAACAACUGGCGCUGGUGCCGGUAGCGAGAAAGUCUCAUGGCUGGUCCAGUUACAUGAUAAAGCGAUGGCGGCUGAAAAUGCCAAACAUCAACAGCAGCAGGCGCAACAACGGGGACCGGAGUGGCUUGAGAUUCAGGAUCUGUAUGUUCAGCGGACAGAGAGCGAGACACUGUUUACGAGGGAGUCAUAUUUGAUGGUUUGGGAGAGGAGGAAGACUUCUGGGAUGAAGAAGGGUAAAGGCGCGGCGAAAUGA
Talaromyces marneffei is the source of this 1839-nucleotide messenger RNA. RefSeq lists its product as uncharacterized. Gene Ontology annotation, molecular function: zinc ion binding; cysteine-type deubiquitinase activity. The transcript has 2 exons. Bases 1 to 1839 code for a protein of 612 amino acids. NCBI's taxonomy places the organism in Eukaryota, Fungi, Ascomycota, Eurotiomycetes, Eurotiales, Trichocomaceae. Gene Ontology annotation, biological process: spliceosomal complex assembly; protein deubiquitination; mRNA processing. The record is from RefSeq and is a predicted model, not a curated record.